This is a messenger RNA of Xenia sp. Carnegie-2017, 2518 nucleotides long. Its product is annotated as cullin-5-like. The coding region runs from base 80 to 2425 and encodes 781 amino acids. NCBI's taxonomy places the organism in Eukaryota, Metazoa, Cnidaria, Anthozoa, Malacalcyonacea, Xeniidae. Gene Ontology annotation, molecular function: ubiquitin protein ligase binding. Gene Ontology annotation, cellular component: Cul5-RING ubiquitin ligase complex; SCF ubiquitin ligase complex. The transcript has 20 exons. Gene Ontology annotation, biological process: protein ubiquitination; SCF-dependent proteasomal ubiquitin-dependent protein catabolic process. The record is from RefSeq and is a predicted model, not a curated record.
UAAUAAAAUAAAAGUCAAAAGUCAAAACAGUGAAAGUGUCUACUGAGUUUUGACCUUUUGACUGUAACGUCUAUAAUAAAUGGCAUCUCCAUUACUACUCGACAAAAAACAUCAAGCAAGACAGCAAUUUGAUGACAAAUGGCCGGGAAUGAAACCAACUGUAGUAAAAAUUUUAAAGCAAUUAGGAGUAAGCACAGUAGAAUGGCAAGAUUUAUUUUGGGAUGUACACAAGGUGACGCUAUGGGAUGAAAAAGGAGUUUUGAAGAUAUUUGAGGCACUCAAGUGUGUUGUGUCUGAAUACAUAAAAGCAGUAAAACAGAUCAUAAUGAAAGAAAAUGAUGACUCUGUAUUACUAAAAACAUAUGUUAUGGAAUGGACUAAAUUCUUUGCUCAAUGUCCGUAUAUUUCCAAGCCAUUCAAAUCCCUUGAAAGUCAUAGUGCUCAAAAUAAUAGUGGCAAGGCUGAUGCUGUCAAAGUUACUGAAUCAGUAUCAGUAAAGAAGCUUAUGUUGGAUACAUGGAAUGAAAUAAUAUUUUCAAAUAUCAAUCAUAAACUUCAAUCUAGCGCAAUGAAGCUUGUCUAUGAGGAACGUAUUGGGGAAUCAUUCGAUCCGCAACUAGUGAUAGGAGUGAGAGAGUCUUACGUAAAUCUCUGUUAUAAUGAAGCAGACAAAUUGAGGAUCUAUUGCGAUAACUUUGAGAAGGCUUAUCUUGAGGCAACAAGACACUUCUACAUAAGUAUUGCAUCACAAUAUUUGGAUGAUAAUGGAGUUGAAAAGUACAUGGAUUAUGCUCAUAGUAAGAUCAUAGAAGAGGAAGAAAGAGCUUUAAGAUACCUUGAAACAUCAAAAGAAUGCAAUUCCUGUCACUUGUUGAGUGAAGUUUGUGUUAAAAGUCUUGUAAGUGAUGUAAAAGUGUCAAUUUUGGAAGAUUGUCCAGGAUUUAUAGCUGCAAAUCAAACUGACAAGUUGUUAAAAAUGUUUCAUCUUGUGGAUCGUGUAGCAAAUGGUGUUGAGCCAAUGAUUACUCACUUGGAGGAUCAUGUCAUAGCUACAGGAUUGAUGGAAAUGAUGGAUGCAGCUGCAACCAUAACAACAGAUUCAGAAAAGUAUGUUGAGAGACUGUUGAUGUUGUAUAGACGCUACAGUGUCUUGGUGAAAGAAGCUUUUGAUGAUGAUCCUCGAUUCCUUACCGCUCGAGAUAAAUCUUUCAAGAAAGUCAUUAAUGAUACAACAAUAUUUAAUCUUGAUUUGUCGACAAACAAUAAAUCCUCGAGCAAGACAGCUCCUGAGUCUAAAUGCCCAGAGUUACUUGCUAAUUUUUGUGACAUGUUGUUAAGAAAAAGUGUAUUUAGUAAAAAACUGACGUCGGAUGAAAUUGAGGCUAAAUUGAAAGAAGUUCUUCUUGUGUUAAAGUAUGUUGAUAACAAAGAUGUAUUUAUGAGAUACCAUAAAGCUCAUCUAACAAGACGAUUGAUCCUGGAUUGUUCCACAGACAGUGAUCUUGAAGAAAAUAUGGUAGAAUGGUUAAGAGAUGUAGGCAUGCCUGCAGAUUAUAUAAAUAAAUUGGCAAGAAUGUUUCAAGAUAUUAAAGUUAGUGAAGAUUUAAACCAAGAAUUUAAAGAUAUUAAUAAAAUGCGUUCUACUAUGACAGACAAUAUUUCUAUAAAAAUCCUCAAUGCUGGAGCCUGGGCGCGAAGUUCAGAGAGGGUAGCGGUCUCUCUUCCUCCUACCCUGGAGGAUCUAAUUCCUGAAGUGGAAGAAUUUUAUCGUGGUAAGCAUAGUGGGAGAAAACUUCAAUGGAUUCAUUUAAUGUCUAAUGGUGUGUUAACGUUUGUGAGCGAACUAGGAAAAUACGACAUUGAAGUAACGACUUUUCAAAUGGCCGUUCUCUUUGCUUGGAAUGAACGUCGAAACGACAAAUUAUCCUUUCAUGAUUUACGGUUGGCGACUGAAUUACCAGAGUCUGAACUUCGUCGUACGUUAUGGUCUCUAAUCGCAUUUCCCAAGUUAAAACGUCAAAUAUUGUUAUGUGAGCCCGCAGUACAGUCUUCGAAAGAACUUCACGAAAACUCCUCGUUUUGUGUUAAUCACAAUUUUGCUAUAAUUAAGAGCGGUAAAGUACAGAAGCGAGGCAAGGUUAACUUUAUUGGUCGACUCCAACUUUCUACGGAAAAGCAUCGUGAAGAAGAUAAUGAAGCUAUUGUCGCUCUUAGAAUACUAAGAAUUCAGGAGGGUAUUGUACGUAUAAUGAAGAUGAGAAAGACGAUAUCGAAUGCCCAACUUCAUACAGAACUUGUUGAAAUUUUAAAGAACAUGUUUAUUCCACAGAAAAAAAUGAUAAAAGAACAAAUUGAAUUACUUAUUGACCAUAAGUAUAUGAAACGGGACGAGAAUAACAUUAACAAAUUCAUUUACUUAGCUUAAAAUCUCGAACUUUUGUAAUACUGUUAUCUAUGUCCAUCGUAGGAUCACGAUGGAUAUUGGUAGCAUCAACUAUAAAUACAUACAAAAUUGCAA